AUGUCUCAGACGCUACCAGCCACACGGAAAUCCAAAAACGACGUGCCCGAAAACCCACGAUACCACAUUCUAGAUGUCUCCAACGGACGAGCCACCGUUGAGUUUGCCGGCUCAAACCUGGCUCAUUCCGUCGCUGAUGCCCUUGAUCAAAAUGAUAUCAACGGAUCAACCGUCAACUGUUCCGUGCUAGAUAAUCCUACUUUGGCUACACCGGCACCUGAAAUCACCCAGACGGUUCCUACACCACCUUCCAUGGGCUCCAUGAAUCCGUUUUUAUACAUGUCCCCAAUGUAUGUCGACUACGGCUACUAUGGGCCAGGACCGCAGCAUGGACCUGGUCUUUAUUCUCGUGGCAACCUGAUACAUCCAGGCAUGCCUUCAGUGCCUGUACAGCCACAUCCAGGUGUCCAUGGUGUUCACGGCGUUCCCAGCAUGGGCAGCAUGUCAGGCUUCCCACCUCCUUAUUACUAUGGGGGCCAGGAGGUCCCCAAUAUGGGCUAUCCUCCAAUGCACGGUGCAUAUGCUCCCUCUAUACUGGAAUAUGGCAAAGAUGAUUUGACUGAUUUUCCAGUAGCCGAAAGUCCCGUGGGCGAAGAGCUUGAGGAGGAGGGUGCUGAUGAGGAAGGCAUGAUCUAUAUUAAUGACGAAAACGGACAACGAGUAAGAGUGAACCCACGAAGGCUAUUUGUGGGAAACAUCCCUUUCAACUCGACGUGGCCAGCGCUCAAAAACUUCUUGGUUUCGAGGUCGGAGGAAAUCGAACCCAACAACGAUAUAGAGAUUCUAAAAGUUGAAAUCCCAAUGCAACCCCCACGAGAGCAAACCAACACAUCGACCAUGGGUUCAUAUUACUAUUUGGCAACGCUAUCACAACAGCUUCAAAAUGGCUCGGGCGGUUCUGGCCCCCAUGGCCCUCCUCCUCCUCACAAUAACGAGAGACCGCCACAGCGUGGUCUAAGUCGAGGAUUUGCAAUUGUUACAACAGGUAAUCGAGCGUCACUGGAAAAGCUUAUACGAUAUUUCAAUGAGGUCGAAUUUGAAAAUAGGCCCAUGACGGUGCGUUUCGACAGAUUUCCGAACUUCAAUGGCUAUGUCCUCCAGCAGCUAAAUCCAUCGCUACGCAGUGGCUCAGUGGGGUUCAAGAAUAAGCCUGGCUUCCUCACAAAUCUCGCGUUUGAACGCAACCUGUUCCAGCAUAAGUAUUACUAUGGUUCUGCGCCGCAAUUCCAGCCCAUGGCACAGCCUUACCCUAACGGACCGUUCUACCCCAAAAUUGACGUAAACAACAUCGAUGCCUUGAUUGAUGUGGGUGAGCGCAAUGGUGUCUCGAUGCCUUCAAGGUAUGGUGGAAAAGACGACAAUGAGCUUCGUGAUCUCUCUUUGUUGAUCACCCUGGGCAAGUUGCCCUCGUGCAGGCUGAAUUCGUUUGAUCUGGAUUUCGAUUUGAAGGUGGAAGACCUGGAUAGCUUGGCUGCCGAACUGGUACUGGAUUCAGACACUCUUCUGCAACAACAGGACCUUGUCAUCACCGAUCACAAUGGCAACAGACACAUGAUUGGUCCUCUCGGCCUGCCUGCGGUGUUUGACUCUUCUGUCAAGGCGUUAGCCAACAUGUUCGACAUUGACCUUUCUGCAUGCCCAUCUCUCCAGCACGCUUUCCAGGGAGAGUUGGUGUUAACAUCAAGCAAUGAGCCCUUGAAUCCCUCCGACUUGGGCCUCUUGUACAACCUGAUGUUCCCCUACCUCGACGACAUCUCAUUCCAAGAAGCUACCUACUUCACUGACUGCUUCUUCCGCAAUGUGCAUCCACGUUAUCCAUGUUUUGUGGAAAGCGUGUUCAGAUCGUUUCUUGAACGCUUCUGGGCCGCAAUGGCCUCCAAAUCCAGAGACCGUUUCAUAUCCCACCACACCAUCUGCAGCAUAUACAUGGUCUGGCUCCUCGGGCGUCUCUUCAGCCCUGGAAGCUUACCCAGGAUUGACCAAAGCAUAGUUCAAAGGUACCUUCACAUCAUCAGAUUGUGUCUUUCCGAUAUCGUCCUCACACCAACACUCGAUGGUAUUCGUACCUUAGUGCUUCUCGCCAUCUACAUGGAAAACACUAUGCGUAGAGAAAGCGCCUAUGUGUUGAUCCAAGUCGCUGCUCGUCAUUGCAUUACUCUCGGUCUUCAUAGAGAGUCUCUGGUGAUGCAGGUGGCUGACAAACUGAAAGUGGAGGAGCUGAGGAGAAUCUGGUGGGCCGUUUUCACCAUGGAGGUAUCUGUCAGCUGCCAAAUGGGUCGGUCCUCGACAAUUCAUAUGUCCGAUGUUUCUGCUUCAUAUCCACUUUGCUAUGAUGUGGUCCCUUCCCCUGAAUAUUCUCCUACGUAUAUGGCCAUUCUUGAUAUCACCAAGGUCAUGCACGAGGUUUUGAAAUAUCGUCAAGCCGUCGACAACACAGAAUCCUUGAUGUCAAACGAGAACCUCGAUAAGGCUCUUGCACUUGACGAAAAACUUACAAGAACCAUGCAGCGUAUUGAUCAGUCCUUGUUGGAUCUUUCGAUGAUUGCAGACUACAAGAUCCAUUUGCUGAUGCGCUACCACCACGAUCGUCUUACGAUCCUGCUUCCCUUCUACUCCAAGGUGGCAGAGGACCCUCAAUAUGCCUCUCACCCAACUGUCCAAACCCUUUUGACCCAAGGCUUGCGCCUGAGCAUCGUUAUUUCACAAAUCAUCGACGCAAGUAUGUCCUCCAACAUGCUCAAUGGCACAGUUCAUGCUGACAUCUUUUACACAUUCCACGCCACGAUGGGACUUGUCAUGGGUUACUGUCUCAUGAACAACAGCACGCUAAAUAGCAACUUGAAACUUGGUGUUUCCAACGAGGAAGUUCAGCAAGCCAUUGAGAGAAUCCGUGGUCUCUCUCUUUCCAAUAGAGGCAUGUGCUUCGGUACUCUUCUCAAGUUUAGCACAUUCAUCGACGCUUUCAUUGCUGGAUACGACUACCUCAGAGGCCACGCUCAUUACAAGCGCCCUAGUGAGCCUGCUUCAUAUGGAAGUAUAACAACCAGUGCUAAGCAUGACAUGCUGGAGGUGUUUUCGGCUGCUGAAGUCCGUGUCAAGAUGGAAGACAACUCCUUGGGUGAGGGAUUUGACGAAUACUUCAUGAAGACGCAAAGAAAUGAUUUUGACACACAAUCUGGGUUUCACUCAGCAGAUAUCCCCCAGUUUGGCGAGAUGGUCUUCAACGGCGGUAUUGCCAGUUUCGGCAAUGGCUUUGGUGCACCUGAACGCUUCACCACAGAAAGUGUACUUCCAGGGGAAUGA
Messenger RNA from Candidozyma duobushaemuli, 3303 nucleotides. RefSeq lists its product as uncharacterized. The record is from RefSeq and is a predicted model, not a curated record. The transcript is spliced from 4 exons. Lineage: Eukaryota; Fungi; Ascomycota; Pichiomycetes; Serinales; Metschnikowiaceae. Gene Ontology annotation, biological process: DNA-templated transcription. The coding region runs from base 1 to 3303 and encodes 1100 amino acids. Gene Ontology annotation, molecular function: zinc ion binding; DNA binding; RNA binding.